Poecilia latipinna (sailfin molly) is the source of this 2705-nucleotide messenger RNA. Its product is annotated as high affinity cGMP-specific 3',5'-cyclic phosphodiesterase 9A. Gene Ontology annotation, biological process: signal transduction. The transcript is spliced from 14 exons. Bases 66 to 1619 code for a protein of 517 amino acids. Lineage: Eukaryota; Metazoa; Chordata; Actinopteri; Cyprinodontiformes; Poeciliidae. The record is from RefSeq and is a predicted model, not a curated record. Gene Ontology annotation, molecular function: 3',5'-cyclic-nucleotide phosphodiesterase activity.
GGGAGGAAGACGAAGCAGCGUCUCUGGGAUCAUGAUCAGACUGCAGCAGCUCCCGCUGCAGCAACAUGACAUCCAAAACGAUUCACUUCACCGUGAACGGGAUCCCGGAGCGGGCUGAGUUCCCAGGAGACUGUCCAGCUCAGGAGGUCAAAGAUCUGUUUCGCUCUGCAGCCGAGGCCGGACCUCACGACAUCCUGAAACUCUACAACCCCAAAGGGAACAUCAUCAACAUCUCCCCCGGCCUGGAGCCCAACAGCCCUGCCUCCUGCUACAGGCUGGAGGUGGUAGCUGCCGACUGCAACAGCGAGCCGCUAGGCGCUGAGCUUGCUGGUGCGCUCGGAUUCAAUCUGUCAUCCAUGGAGAAAAGACUGCAGGGCCUGGAGAAGAAGGUCCUAUUUGCAGCAGGAGAGACACCUGCCGUGGUGCUGGAGAUGAAGAAACAGGUGGACUGGUUCCGGGAGAAGCUGGAGAGUGUGGAGCAUCUCAGCUGGCUGGGCUUCUACAAAGACCUCUCAGAGGGACCGCACCAGCCAUCACCGUUCUACCACAAGAGGAGUCUGCACAAGACCAGGGAGGAGGUGGAGCGCGUCCGCGAGAAGGUCCUGCAGAUGAGCUCCCUGGAGGUCUCAGAGGAACUGAGGCAGAACCUGAAGACCCCCACCUUCGAUAACUGGCAGUGGGAGGACGCAGAGAUCAUGGUUCUCCUGCAGGUCAUGUUCACAGAUUUAGAUUUCAUCUCCUCCUUCAACAUCGAGCCUGAAGCUCUGCAGCACUUCCUGUUCGAGGUCUACAGAAGAUACAACAACAUCCCGUUUCACAACUUCAAGCACUGCUUCUGCGUCACCCAGAUGAUGUACGGGCUGAUCUGGCUGACCGACCUGAGGAAUAAACUGGAGGACAUCGACCUGCUCAUCAUGAUGACCUCUGCAGUCUGCCACGACCUUGACCACACCGGAUACAACAACGCCUACCAGAUAAACGCGCGGACCGAACUGGCUCUGCGCUACAACGACAUCUCUCCCCUGGAGAACCACCACUGUGCCGUGGCCUUCCAGAUCCUGCAGAGGAGAGAGAGCAACAUCUUCAGGAACCUGUCCUCGGAUCAGUACAAACGGAUAAGAGAGGGGAUAAUCAAAUGCAUCCUGGCCACCGACAUGACGAGACACAACGAGAUUCUGAACAAGUUCAAGUCCGUCCUGCCUGCUUUCGACUUCACCAACAAGGAACACAAAGACCUGCUCAUGAUGAUCCUGAUCAAAGUGAGCGACAUUUCCAACGAAGCGCGGCCCAUGGAGGUGGCCGAGCCCUGGCUGGACUGUCUGCUACAGGAGUUCUUCAACCAGAGUGACGUGGAGAAGUUGGAGGGUCUUCCAGUCAGUCCCUUCAUGGACAGAGACAAAGUGAACAAACCUUCAUCUCAAAUCGGCUUCAUCAGGUUCGUCCUGCUGCCGCUCUUCAUGGAGCUCGCCAACCUCUUCCCCUGCCUGGAGCAGCACAUCAUCGACCCGGUGAGGAAAGCCCUGGACUAUUACACUGAGAUGGACAAAGCUCUGGGCAGGCAGCAACCCAAGACUGCGGCCAGAACCAGACCAGAACCCAGUAAACCAGAGACGUCGUGACCUGGCCUGAAGAACCGAACCGCUCUGAGUUUCUGCAUGUGGAUGUGAAUUUGAUUCUUUAUUUCUUCUUCUGUGGUAUUGUAGUUUGUGCCCCUCAGCCGCUCUCCUUCAUUUCUUCCCUAAAAAUGUCCCGUUUAUUUAUAUUUUUACUGUUAUUUUCUGUUUUCUUUACUAUUGUAAUAAAUAAAUUUCUUCCAUGACGUGAAUAUUUAAGUGAACUAACGAUUGUAAAGCAGCAGAGUCGCCUUUGGUUUUGCUUCCUGUAGUUUUGUGCAUGUUUUCUGUUUACUUCUCAGAUAGUGGGCGUGACAAGCAGGACUUUAUAAUGUCUUCAUUCAUGAUAAACAAGCCUCGGCCACCGGAUGUUUUACAGUUACCAUGUACCUACCGUCAUGGAGGACAAGUCUGACCGGGAGCAGAGGUCAGUAAAGCAAGGGACUGAGUUUUAUGGCCAGGCUGAGAGAUUUUUAUUUUCAAAUACAAGAAUACAGUCAUAAUGCUACGAGAACCAAGUCGUAUUAGCAGAAUAAUUUAAAUAUUGGCAGAAGAAAGUCGUUAAAUUAGAAAGCUUUGAUAGCGAGUCUGGUUCUUUCUGUUAAAUAAAAAGUUGUUUAAACAUCAUUUCAAAGUCCUGGGGCUGAAAAUUUGCUUCUGAUUUGCUAAAACAUUUAAUACUUAGUCAUUUGUUAAACAGUACCAAGUAUAACCUUACAAGAUCCUCAGUAUGGUGAAAAGUUAUAAAACUACGACUUUAUUCUCAUCCAACUUUACUUGUAUUUAAAACAAAUCAAAAACUCAGAGCUCUUAUACUCCAUCAUAAGCAAGUAACUUCAGAAAAAGGCCAAGGAAUAGAGGAGACCGACGUUUUUAUUGUUAAAGCAAAAAUAUUAUGCACUUUUCAUCUCUUCUCAUCUGACAAGCUGGAAUAUAAAGCAAUUUUGCUGCAAUUUUUCCACAAUAAAUAUUAAAAAGAGCUUUGGGGGGUGUCAGAAAAUAAUUGACAGAAAUCCUUGUUUUUAACGCGAAAAGAUCCGCCGACAUUCAGAUGCUGGUCGGGCUCCUGGACAGCAGGGGGCGCUAUGAUUA